AAAAUAAUACUGAACUGAAAAAAAAAAAAAAAUAAAUAAAAAUAAAAAGGUAAAUUCAUAGUAACUUAUGCCUUUGUGUAAUUUGUUGGCUGUUUCAUGAAAGAAGAGGCGUAUAUUUCGCCGGUCGGCCAUAUAUCCCCUGCGGCCUCCGACAAAUUGAGGGAAGGAGGAAAGUUUGCAAGUGUCAACAGAAAGCCACAGGAUAGCCCGGAAGAAUAUCACACCAUUACCUUUGACCUACCAGUAAAGCCCCACAAUUUAAACGAGUUAGUACUAGGUGCCACUGCAUAGUAAAGUGCGCGUAUUAGCCGUUCCCAUAAUCCCCGGGCUGAAUCCUACGACUUCAUGCG
Aspergillus vadensis CBS 113365 is the source of this 350-nucleotide messenger RNA. RefSeq lists its product as uncharacterized. Bases 97 to 291 code for a protein of 64 amino acids. The transcript has a single exon. The record is from RefSeq and is a predicted model, not a curated record. Lineage: Eukaryota; Fungi; Ascomycota; Eurotiomycetes; Eurotiales; Aspergillaceae.